Amphimedon queenslandica is the source of this 1078-nucleotide messenger RNA. Its product is annotated as dehydrodolichyl diphosphate synthase complex subunit DHDDS-like. Lineage: Eukaryota; Metazoa; Porifera; Demospongiae; Haplosclerida; Niphatidae. The coding region runs from base 533 to 979 and encodes 148 amino acids. Gene Ontology annotation, molecular function: ditrans,polycis-polyprenyl diphosphate synthase [(2E,6E)-farnesyl diphosphate specific] activity. The record is from RefSeq and is a predicted model, not a curated record. Gene Ontology annotation, cellular component: dehydrodolichyl diphosphate synthase complex; endoplasmic reticulum. The transcript is spliced from 4 exons. Gene Ontology annotation, biological process: polyprenol biosynthetic process.
CAGCUGAAAUAUCGGCCAUGUCUCUAUGAAUAUCAUUAUAAUUUGUCAUUAGUGACGUAGCCACAUUUUUCGAAUACAAAUACAUCUGCUUUCACUUCCGGUUAUGCUCAUUUGGGACAUAGUAUAUUAUCAGUAAUAAUGGCUAUUUUAACAUUUUUGAUCAAAAGUUGUGAAAACAAGCGUGUAUGCUUUCUUUGCCCCGGCCGGCCCCGUGAUUUACACAAUUUUAAUACCUCAUUAAGUCAUCAAAACAUCGAAGAGAAUUAUUCAUGAGUUGUUUAUAACACAUUAAAGAGUGUUGUAUGGCCAGUAACAGCACAAGGGAUGGAAAAUGUAGCAUUAGGCACCAACUAUAGCUAUUAUACUAAUGCAGUUGCACAUGUGUACAUAUGUUAUUGUGACAGUUCCUUUAUUAUAGGGUAUAUCUUGAUGUGUGUGUUUCUCUUAUGCAUCAAGAUAUGAGAUUACUGAUAUGGCAUAACGGAUCUCAUGAUGGUACUAUAUACUACCAAUAAAUAUCAGUGAAGAGUUAAUGGAGAGAUGUCUUUAUACUGGUACAUGUACACCACCUGAUCUUGUCAUUAGAACAUCAGGAGAAGUGAGAUUAAGUGACUUCCUUACAUGGCAGAGCUCUUAUUUUUGUCUCUGUUUUCAAAAUGUGUUGUGGCUGGAGUUUUCCAUUUGGAAUUUAUUCUCUUCAAUAUUAACAUACCAACAGAAUUACAGUAGUAUAAAGGUAGCAAGAGACUACAUGUACAUUGAGAGGAAGGACAAGCAGUAUAAAUCAGACAGAGACUGUGCAUUAGUACAAUAUUAUAAAGAAAGAGGAGGAGGAGGAGGUGAAGGUGAACUAUCUGAAGCAGUACUAGAAGAACUUAUUAGUCAUUAUGCUGCUGAGAGACAGAAAAGAACUGAACUAUUUGUACAAUCAUUGAUCAAGAAAAUAAAUAACUAUCUGGAAACAGUAAUUGAACAAUAAUUGUCAUAAUUAUGAUUAUACUGCAAAUGAUUAUCCGGUUUAUAAUAUAACAGCCAAUAUGGUGAAGUUAUGUCAAGACAGCAUUUGCUUUUAAUUCGA